AGUGGGGGGAGAGCGGGAGGGGAGUGGGGGGGGAGAUGGAGGGCCUCCUGCGGCCUCUGGACGAGCAGCAGUUGCGGCACUUGGAGCAGCACCGCUACAGCGCCGCGGGCCGCUCACUGCUGGAGCCGCUGCUGCAGCCCUUCUGGAACUGGCUGGUGCUGCUCCUGCCGCCCUGGGUGGCCCCCAACACCAUCACCAUCCUCGGCCUCCUCAACAACAUCGCCAGCACCGCCCUCCUGGUCACCUACUGCCCCACCGCCACCGAGCAGGCACCUUGGUGGGUAUACCUGCUUUGUGGCGUGGGUCUAUUUAUUUACCAAUCUUUGGAUGCCGUUGAUGGGAAACAAGCCAGAAGAACCAAUAGCAGCUCUCCUCUUGGAGAGCUUUUUGACCAUGGCUGUGAUGCCUUCUCCACAGUUUUUGUUGCCGUGGGAUCGUGUACAGCCAUUCGUCUUGGAACCGAUCCAGGCUUGAUGUUCUUCGCUUGCUUCCUUGGCCUUUUUAUGUUUUAUUGUGCUCAUUGGCAAACUUAUGUUUCUGGGUCACUGCGAUUUGGCAAAGUUGAUGUAACCGAAGUUCAGACAUGCAUCGUGAUCAUCUUCUUCUUAUCUGCUUUUGGAGGAGCUUCCUUAUGGGAUUCUGAGAUUCCAGUAGUAGGAUUGAGAUUGAAGAUAUUACCAAUCUUUGGAAUAAUAGGAGGAGCAAUAUAUUCCUGUACAAAUUACUUCCACGUCAUCUUCACUGGUGGGACAGGCAAAAAUGGGUCCACAAUCGCCGGUACAAGUGUAUUAUCACCAUCCGUGCACAUAGGUUUGAUUAUAAUAAUGGCCAUAAUGAUCUACAAAAAAUCCACAUCUCAUCUGUUUGAGAACCACCCUUGCCUCUACAUAUUAGCAUUUGGAUGUGUAGCUUCAAAGAUUUCCAUCAAAUUAGUGGUGGCACAUAUGACGAGAAGUAAAAUGAAACUACAAGAUACAGCAUUUAUAGGACCAGGAUUACUGUUCCUCAACCAAUACUUUGAUUGCUUCAUUGAUGAGUACAUUGUACUAUGGGCAGCUAUGAUCCUCUCCCUAUUUGAUUUGCUGAGAUACUGCAUUGCUGUCUGCCUUCAGAUCGCUUCACACCUCAAAAUCCACGUGUUCAGCAUUCCACCACAAGCUCCUGAGCAGGUGAACGUUACAGCUUCCGCCUGCAUUCAGAACAUGACUGAAGAGACUUGCAAACACGUGCCAUUUCCUGGUGCUGCUGUGUUAAAUGAGAGACAAUUGUUAGAACAAUUAUGAAAUGCAUUAUAUUGGAUCUACAAAAUGGUACAACCAAUGUGAACAGGUAACUGGAUUUGCAAUCUGACCCCACAAUAGAUGAUCCUUUUUUAAAAUAUUGAAAGGUUUUAUAGUGCAAACUCCAAUUAAGCUGUUUGAUGGUUUAAAUCCUUUGCAAAGAAUAAGUAUCUGAUUGGGAGCGGCAUUAAAGAUAUAGGGAUAGGUGAGAAAAAAAUCUAACCCAACCGUUUCUAUUCUGUGAAGGUGGGAAAGAAAUGAAGAGAAGAAAGCCAUGAUUAGUAGAGAUAGAUGAAUAUUUGGGAUUUUUUUUACUCAAUUAUGUUUGGAAAACCCGGACUAUCUAUGAAUAACUUUCUACUGGGAGAUGGAAUGGGAGAUAAUUAGCCUGGUUUAGUGGAUGGAAUGGGCUGAAUGUUUUUUUUUCCUCAUGUUUUACGUUUUUGUAGGUCAAAUUGUGUAAUUGAUUUUUUUAGAAAUGUAUUAAACUGAAACUUGGUCUAUUUAA
Messenger RNA from Callorhinchus milii (elephant shark), 1788 nucleotides. RefSeq names its product choline phosphotransferase 1 (gene chpt1). The transcript has 9 exons. Gene Ontology annotation, biological process: phosphatidylethanolamine biosynthetic process. The record is from RefSeq and is a predicted model, not a curated record. Gene Ontology annotation, molecular function: diacylglycerol cholinephosphotransferase activity; ethanolaminephosphotransferase activity. The coding region runs from base 36 to 1283 and encodes 415 amino acids. Gene Ontology annotation, cellular component: endoplasmic reticulum membrane; Golgi apparatus. NCBI's taxonomy places the organism in Eukaryota, Metazoa, Chordata, Chondrichthyes, Chimaeriformes, Callorhinchidae.